ACUUCAAUUGCUGAAUUAGCACCUUUUCUUGAGAUUUCUAGGUGACCAACUUUAGGUUGAAUUGACUUUCAAGACCUCCGCGAGGGUCGGAUAUCGCAUUAUUGAAUCCAUAACUAAGUCACAGCGACAUGAUUCUCAGAUAUAUAAACAAUGGCACUUCCUGCUUAAGCUUGUUUUGCUGUAGUGAGACGAGGAAUGAGAUGUCUCUUUUGGAGCAAUUUGUAGCACUAACCUUAGGCUUUUGUGUGUUCCAUACUAGUUCAGCUCCAGUUCCUGGCGAGAAGCAGAUGGGCAUACCAGAUUCUGCUUCUGCUGAAGAUGAUCCACCCUAUCCGUAUGUUUUUGGUUACCAAUCUGAAGACGGUCUUGGAAACAGCCAACAUCGCCAUGAAGAAUCUGAUGGUACUGGAAUAAUUAAGGGAAGUUACGGUUACAAAGACAUGGAAGGUAUAUAUCGAACUGUUAAUUACACUGCCGACAUUAAUGGAUAUCGUGUCGUGAUUCAGUCUAAUGAACCAGGCGUCGAAGCUUUGAAUAAUGGUGACGCUGUCAUAGUAGUGUCUUCCGAUCCAAAUGUGUCACCGAAUGCUGUGACUUCGAACAGGCCAGGGAAGUGAAUGUGUGAAAUUCUUUGAUCGAACGUUGUUAUGGGAUUCCAUUCAGUUCAGGAUGCUGCCUACCAUGUUGAUGAUUAAACUAUAAUUUUUGAAUUGAAAAUUAGCUACAGAAAAUUUUAAAAGGUAAAGGGUAACUAAUUGGGGCAUCUUGAGAUUAUGUUUAUGGCAAUACAUACGUGGUUGCGAUUUUUAUGCAUCAUAUAGUUUGAUGUAAUUGCAUGUAAUUACAAUAACUUUCUUACAAAAUACUAUUUUUCCUGUAUAGUAUUAAUUUUGAAUCUAUCUGUGAUAGUGGUGUUUUUUUCCCGUUUAUUUUAAUAAUUAUUAUUUUCUUUAAGGAAAUAGUCUUGAACUGGAACUUUCAGAUCCACUUUAAUUAUGUCUACUUUAAUCCAGUUUAAUUAAGUUAAUUCACUACUCCGUACUUUAAAAGAUUCUUUUAGUGAAUAAAUUCGUUUUAUUAUCAUUUGUUUCAAAUUAGUAUAAAUUUAAUUUGGAUAUAAAAUAAAAUAGUUUGUAAAUUUUUUUUAAAUCCAAUUUUAUAUUAAAUAGAAAAACUACAUCUGAUGAUGCUCUGUGAAGUUAAAUAACGGUAAGGAAAAGGUGAUUCGUUGAAACGAAGUUUUUUUCCACAGUGUGACUCAUUUUUACUGUAAUAACUCUCGGGGAGAAAUGAUUUUUCACGUUAUUGAUUUGUUAAUAUUUAGUAAUCCUCAAAAUACUAAAGGUCCUCAUUUUUGUAAAAAGAGGAACAUAAAUCAUUUUU
This is a messenger RNA of Parasteatoda tepidariorum (common house spider), 1383 nucleotides long. Its product is annotated as cuticle protein 10.9-like. Gene Ontology annotation, cellular component: chitin-based extracellular matrix. NCBI's taxonomy places the organism in Eukaryota, Metazoa, Arthropoda, Arachnida, Araneae, Theridiidae. Gene Ontology annotation, molecular function: structural constituent of chitin-based larval cuticle. The record is from RefSeq and is a predicted model, not a curated record.